AUGCCAGUGAAAAAGAAGAGUGGAAAAUCCAAGUAAGUAAACUGGUGUUAGUUCGUGCCGAUGCGAAAAUGAGUCAAGGAUUACUUUGAUCCACUGAGUUAGCUUAUUUGAGCUUGCGUACCCCAACGUACAUUGUGUACGCUUUGAACAUGCUUCUUAAUGUUUACUUUUCUUUCAUGCUAGAUCUGGAGGUAAAAAGAAAGGGGCAAAAAAAGCCAAGAAGUCAAAAGAUGAACUUGCUAAGGUAAAGAAGGGGCACUGCAGUUCUCUUGAAUAUCUUGGUUUUCAAGACCCCCGCGCCGAGUACAGCUGAUUUAGGGCAAUUUCGUAGCGACUGACUGUUGAAACGUACAAAGAAUGUGUCCUUCUGAACAGUUGAUGUGCGCGGGAAAAGGCGUAAGCUUUUAGGGGAGGGGGAGAUGUGGUUUCAUAAUGAUUAUCCUUCUAUCCUGACAAGGACCUUGCAGUUAUAUAUUUAAUACGACAUGUCAAAAUCCUCUUUUCCAUUCGUAAACCCAUGUUUGUGUAUUCAUCCUUUGACUUAUUUUCAAGUCAUUUCCAGAGGUAUCAUCUCGCUGAGUGCAGGGUUGUCACUAAGAUUUCAAGUUGCCAGGUACUUGUUGUAAGUAGCUGGGGAGGUCCCCCCCUCCCCCCCUCCCCCCUCCCCCCCCCCCACAAGAAGAUUUUGAAGUGCAACUUCUACCGUUUUCCAAAAGGCAUUACCGUCCCAAAAAAGCAAUCUUCAUCAAGAGUACAGCUACUUUAGCGGUUUUAUGAUGAUCACGUCUUUAUUAAAGAUAACUACAACAUUCUGAGACACUAAAAUAAUAAGUUUUUACUUUACGUAAAGGCUUGUUGGAAGGUUUUUUUAGUGGCCGCCAAUGGGAAUAUACAUGUAAGCACUGGGUCUGAUAAAAAUGACAGGUAGGCACCGGUCAUGUUAUCCACGCAGUCUUAUCUUCACGAAGACAAGGCGCAUGCUGGCCAGUGAUGUGUUAAAUAUCAUAACGAUACGUUACAAAUGUUAAAAAGUGGAAAGGACAAUCGAUUGUUAUAUGGUGCAAAUGAACUAACAUGCGCUGUAAAAUCAGUUGUAAAUCCUCAUUUAGUUAUACGUAAGAACGAAACAACUUACAGAAAACAAAAGUAAAACUAAUAUUACAAAUGAAUUAACCCACAGAGAAGCGGAAAGAAGACAAGCGGACGAUGAAUGUACCAAAAUCAUCAUAAACAUAAGGUUACUAUGGUGUGUUGAAAAUUAUGAUAAGGCUAAAACAAGCGUAACGUAUGAAAAAUCGUGGGAUAAAAUACCGUAUUUAUUCGAUUUAAACCGCCCUGGGGGCUUAUUAAAUUUUUGGACCUUGAGAGUGGGCCCUUAUUCAGGGUGGGCACUUAUUCGAGGCUGGGUGCUUAUUAAAUUUCACUAUUUUCAGCAAGUGUAGUAUGUUUAUUUUGCAACAAAUAAAAAAAUAAGUCAUGACAAAACGCAAAGAUGUAACAAUUAAAUCAAGUUUCCGUAAAAUACUCUGAAGGAAACUCUGUCUUCGGGGAAGUUUGUAAUUAGUAGUUACCGUAUUUAUUCGAUUAACCGCCCUGGGCGCUUAUUAAAUUUUUGGACCUUGAGAGUGGGCGCUUAUUUGAGGUGGGCACUUAUUAAAUUUUCACCAUUUUCAGCAAGUGAAGUAUAUUUUAUUUUGCAAGAAAACAAUAAAUACUAAUAACAAAACGCGAAGAAUUAACAAAGCAAGGUUUCUGUAAAAUACUCUGAAGAAAACUCCGUCCUGGGGGAAGUCUCUUAUUAGAAUUUAUUCACUCAAGUGAGUGGGGUGGGGGUGAGUACUUAUUCGAGUUUGAUUGGGAGGAGGAGGGGGUGGGCGCUUAUUCGAGGCUGGGCGUUAUUAACUUUUUUUGCCUUUCGGUUGGGCGCUUAUUCGAGGUGGGCGCUAAUUCAAGGUUGAGCGCUUAUUCAAAUAAAUAUGGUAUGGCAAAACUAAACUGCACAACUGGUAACAUUAGUGGUCUGGAAUUUAGGAAUGACACAUCACUUAACAACCGAAGAAACUGACCUACGGAAAAGCAUUUAAAAGACAGGGCUAAUACUUUAUAAACGACGCUGAGAUGUCAAAACGAGACUCAAGAAGAAGAAUGCAAAAGUAAUGCUAAUGCCUAACUUCCCUUUUAUAUAUAACUUCUUGGAAGUAGAACUGAGAGGAUGUGAUUAUGACCUGCGGACAAUGAUCAAACAUUUCCCGCUGACCGUGCGUUAUUUUAUAUACUCGAUACCUAAAGCCUGGUCACUUAAAUGUCAAUUUAUUAAACAUAGCAAUCAGUCAUAGUCUUCAUUUUCAAAGCCUUCAUCAUUAUCCCAUUAUCAUUAACAUCAGCAUCAGAGAGAUUUAACACUCUGAUGAAGCCUCAACUUCUUCUGUGAUGUCAACAGAGAUCUGCUCAGGUCUUUCAUCGUGAACAAAGAGUGCAGUUCCUUUGCCUUUGUUCAACAUGUUGAACACAAAGCCGGCACAAGGGUUGAAACUAAGGACUUUUAGCAUCGACAAAGGUGACGGCAUUGAAAAAGUCACUUUGAAAAUGAAUUGGUGCUUUUUCCAACUUUGUCGCGUUUAUUUCAAUAAUUUCGCUGAAAAUAGCUAAAAAUGUAGGCCAAUUUCCCUGGAGUUGAUUUCUUUGGGAACACACUCAAGUUUAGAAAGAGAAUGAAAAGUUUGUUGUCGCUUGUUUACGUCCUCCAUAAAACGUGAAACUAGGCACUUUCACGUCGUAGUCGUGCAGUGAUGGCAAAGAAAUGUACAAAAAAGCGUGAUGAACGUCCAAACUAGUUGUUUUACUCAAUAAACCUAUUGCGUUCUCGUUGCCGUCACGCGUGUGUACCAGUACCAAAUCUAAGUCAGAUGUCUUUUUCUGACAUUUCUUAGUUUUUGCACGCAAGUAUUUCAAAAUUACUUAAACCUGCUGCAGAAGAAACUUGCACUUAGUUUGAUGGAUAGUCUUUGUGUGUUUCAAAGGUCUGCUCUUUUGGUUUAAUUUAACGAAGAAAGUAGCCGGGGGCCAUGCUCUGAGUAGCCGGAGGAAAUCCCCGGCCCCCAGCCCUUAGUGACAACCCUGCACUGAGUGUGACAAACUAUUAAUUUCCCAUUUUUAUUUACUUACGCCUCUGAGUACAUGUACCUUAAUUUUAGUGGAAAAACCUUUUUGUUGUUCAAAGUGUGUUUUGUUUGGGACAGGAAAAACUUGAGAAAGCAGCUGAGGCAUUUGAAGCAGCUGAUGAUCUUCAUGCUGCGUUUGUAGCUCGCAUGGACAAAUGGAUGCUUGAUAACUAUGCCAGGGCUAUUGAUCUUUUCCGGCGAUUUGAUGUAGAUGGGGAUGGCAGCUUAUCAUAUGAGGAGUUUUAUGCAGGAAUGCGAGACUUAAAUGCACCAGCUAACAAUCUUGAGCUUUAUGUGCUUGCCAAGAAACUUGACAGAGAUAGUAAUGGAUUGCUAGAUUACCUGGAAUUCUCUAAGGGAUUGAAGUAUUAUAAGAAAGAAGAAUGUGUGGAAGAUGAUGGCCUACCUGUUUUGAAAUUUGAAAGAGAAGAAUUGGAGCAGUGUCCUUGUUGUAAACUGGGAUUAUGGAAACCUCCCAAAGAAAAGUAUCCGAGGUGAGCUGUUAAAUAAUUAUACUGCACAUCAAAAUGGAGAUCAGCUUUCUCCAUGCAAGAUGUUCAGUACUGGUGCAGUAAAUACCUGGGACAUAGAAUAUAUUAACUUUAAGAAAGACUAUUGAUUUCUGUUUUCCUUCCUCAGAUACACUGUAUGCUAUUUUUUGUACUGUGUAAAUAUUAGUUAAUUGUUAAGUUAAUUCCAGUAGAGUGAACCCUCUCAAUAUGGAUGCCUGUAGUACUGCAUUACCUCCUUCAAACAGACAACUAAAGUUUCCAUAAAGUUGGUCCCUGCCUUUCAUUACUCCUUUUAUUCUGUUCUUUUUAAAACAGGUGCACCCCAUGCUGGUUUGAAAGGUGUCCAAAUUAGAGAGAGUUUACUGUAUCACCUUGCAAUUAUUUAUAUUUACAAGUCUGUAUUUCUAAGCUUUUUAAGCGCACCAGUAACUUUCAUAUGCAGCAUUUUUGUAGGCAUCAGUUGCCUUAUUAGGGACUUUAAGAUCCAACGAUGCGGACAACAACGAGAACAUCAAAAAAACAAUAGGUUUAAUUAGCAAAACUACAACUUUGCAUGUGCAUCACACUUUUUUGUACAUUUUUUUCCCUUUUUUGCACGACCACAAUUGAAAAUGCCUAAUUUCGCGUUUUAUGGAGGACAUAAACAAGCAACGACGAAAUUUUAUUUCUCUUUCUGAGCUUGAAUAUGGUUCCUUGAAAUUCAGCUUUGGGAUGGUUUGCCUACAUUGACAAAGUAAGUGGGUAGGAAUAAUCGCUAUAAAGACUGAAAAAACUCAAAUUCACUUUUUAUGCAACGUUCUUGUCACCGUCACAUCGUUAAUUUAAUUAAUUAUUAAUUUCAAAAACUUAUAAGGCCCAAAUAUCUAUAUAUUAUAAAUAUAUUCAAAUGCGCCAUAGGGAAAAAAAAACAAAAAAACGAAAACAAAACAAUAAUACUACUAAUAAUAAAAAUUAUGAAUAAUUAUGAUAGUAAAAAUGAUAAAAUAAGAUGAUAAUAUAGAUAUAGAAUAGAAAAACCAAUGGCUAAAAGUUAAAUAGAUAAAAUCUGUUGGCAAAAUCUUAAAAAUUAUAAGCUGAAAAUUAUUUAGUCUAGUAAGCUAAAAAUACAAUCUUAUAAUCUAAGUGGUGCAAAAUGCGUUUUUAAAAAGGUGAGUCUUCAACUUUCUCUUAAAAGUGUCAACUGAAAUGGAUUCCGUAAUAAAUCUUGGCACAGCAUUCCAUAGCUUAGGUGCAGCAAACAGGAAGGCCCGUUCACCGAGAGUUUCCUUGGGCUUAACAUUCGGAUAACUAAGUAGGGUACUGUCGCUAGAACUUCUUAAAUUAUAUUUAGAUACAGGCUUAGGAGUAAUUAAAAAACUUAAGUACGAAGGUGCUAAGCCCUUAAAAAUCUUAAAAGCAAUCAACAGGAUUUUAAAUUCAAUUCUGAACUUUACAGGCAGCCAAUGUAAAUCUACUAAUAAAGGAGUAAUGUGGCAAUAUUUACUUUCAUUGCAUAUUAAUCUAGCACACAUGUUCUGCACACGCUGUAGCUUAUUGAGUUGAUUCUCCGGCAGGCCAUAUAAAAGACUGUUACAGUAAUCGACUCUGCUUGAAAUAAAGGCAUGAAUCAGAGUCUUGGUGUUGUCUUUAGAUAGAUAUUUUCUUAUGCGUCUCAGAUUAUACAAAUAAUAGAAGGCAGAGUUACAUGUUUUUGAAAUAUGGAUUGCCAUCGUCAGCUUGGAAUCAAACCAUGAGCCCAAGUUCCUUGCAGACAACACAGGAGUGAUAGUUGCAGUCCCAAUACGAAGGCUGUUAAGAGAUACUUUAGCUAGUUGCUGUGAUGUGCCAAUGAUCAUGAAUUGGAUCUUAAAGUCCCUAAUGUUGCUACAUAAUUGUAUUUUUAAACAACUAUAUAUUUUUGUCAUCUUUUUUAUGUGUUGCAAGUUGCUUUGAAGUCUGAUAAUUAUUGCUGAUGUUUCAAUCCAGAAAUAUACUGACUUACAUUUUAAUUUGUAUGUUCAGAUUUAUAAGCAUGGAGCUCAAGUUGGUGACAUUUGCAAAUCUUCCACAGUUAAAGUCAUACCCAGGACAUUUUCAGAUAUUUGUUCAUGCCCAUAUACCAGUUUAUUCCAUUGAGUCUAUUAUCAAUGAGAGAUUUGGUGGUACUGCCAGGAAAGUUGUUAUAUACUGCACUACUAAAGAAGGAAAAAGAGUAGAGAUGGAUCGUCACAAGACUCUGGAAGAGUGUGGCUUUUCUGGAGGGCCAAGACCAGAACCUCAACUUGUGGAGUUAUUAUAUGACUUUGAUGUAGAAUAUAACGACUGUCCUAUUCUUAUGAGUGACCAUUACUUCACUUAA
Molecule: messenger RNA, 6011 nt
Organism: Porites evermanni
Lineage: Eukaryota; Metazoa; Cnidaria; Anthozoa; Scleractinia; Poritidae
Source: the annotation of a GenBank genome assembly